AUGUCCGUCGUUGCUCAGCUUCCAAAGGAAAUGGGAGGCGCAGAAGGAAAGGUUGCAUAUAUUGACACAGAAGGAACAUUCAGGCCGGAACGAAUUAGCCAAAUCGCCGAACGAUUUGGAGUUGACCCCGAUUCCACAUUGGAGAAUAUUGCCUACGCAAGAGCGUUAAACAGCGAGCACCAGUUGGAACUCCUUAACACCCUGUCCAAGGAGUUUGCAGGCGGUGAAUACCGUCUACUCAUUAUUGACAGUAUCAUGAAUUGUUUUCGAGUAGAUUAUUGUGGUCGGGGCGAACUCGCAGACCGCCAGCAAAAACUCAAUCAGUUUCUAAUGAAGCUCGCUCAUAUGGCUGAAGAGUUCAAUGUUUGUGUUUUAAUGGUAAACGUCCAAAAACACGAAGCCUUCGAGGGUUGCAAACUCAUAUGA
This is a messenger RNA of Uncinocarpus reesii 1704, 426 nucleotides long. Its product is annotated as meiotic recombination protein DMC1. The transcript is spliced from 2 exons. The record is from RefSeq and is a predicted model, not a curated record. Gene Ontology annotation, cellular component: condensed nuclear chromosome. Gene Ontology annotation, biological process: mitotic recombination; DNA repair; DNA recombinase assembly. Bases 1 to 426 code for a protein of 141 amino acids. Gene Ontology annotation, molecular function: single-stranded DNA binding; ATP binding; DNA strand exchange activity. NCBI's taxonomy places the organism in Eukaryota, Fungi, Ascomycota, Eurotiomycetes, Onygenales, Onygenaceae.